AUGGCAGACGAGACCAUGCUCAGCGCAUAUGAAGCUUCUUUCCGGGCCCCCAGCGUUGUUGCUUCGCAGAUACUCGCAGGUGCUGGCGCCGCUAUCAACGGCAUCUUUAUCACUCGACCCCUGAUACUCACCCCGGAAUGCCGUCACUCUGGCGCCGCAGAUCUGGUAAAAGAGAUCAUGCUCAGCACGUACGGGGAUUCUUUCCGGGCCCGUAGCGCAAUUGCGUCGCAGAUACUCGCAGGUGCUGGUGCCGCUUUCAGCGGUAUCUUCAUCACUCGACCUCUGAGACUCACCCCGGAAUGCCGUCACCCUUCCGAGGUCAUAGGUCAGCGAUUUAUGCGCUGA
Messenger RNA from Cladophialophora carrionii CBS 160.54, 345 nucleotides. RefSeq lists its product as uncharacterized. NCBI's taxonomy places the organism in Eukaryota, Fungi, Ascomycota, Eurotiomycetes, Chaetothyriales, Herpotrichiellaceae. The record is from RefSeq and is a predicted model, not a curated record. The transcript has a single exon. The coding region runs from base 1 to 345 and encodes 114 amino acids.